Ipomoea triloba (trilobed morning glory) is the source of this 1500-nucleotide messenger RNA. RefSeq names its product probable choline kinase 3. The record is from RefSeq and is a predicted model, not a curated record. The coding region runs from base 204 to 1229 and encodes 341 amino acids. Gene Ontology annotation, molecular function: ethanolamine kinase activity; choline kinase activity. The transcript has 8 exons. Gene Ontology annotation, biological process: phosphatidylcholine biosynthetic process; phosphatidylethanolamine biosynthetic process. Gene Ontology annotation, cellular component: cytoplasm. Lineage: Eukaryota; Viridiplantae; Streptophyta; Magnoliopsida; Solanales; Convolvulaceae.
ACGACACGCGCCCUCUACAAACUAAGGUGCCGCGAGGCAUAUGCUGAUCGAAUCCCAAGAUCAAAUCUUAAACGAUUAAACCUUGAUAUCUCCGAAGCUUUUGUGUUCUCCCGCUUCCAUUUCCAGGUUUCGCCUGCGAAUUUCUUCAUUCCCCGCAUUUUCUCGACAUAGAUUUCUGCUUUUUUGAAUUGGUGGGGUCUUGAAUGAUGGAAUUCAAGAAAAUUAGACUUAAUGGAAGUAGAAUUGAGGAAUUACAAAAGCUACUAUCAUUCCUGGCUUCAAAUUGGGGAGAUGUCUUGGAUGUAAAUAGCUUGAAGGUUGUCCAUUUGAGUGGAGCAAUGACUAAUCUGGUGUAUAAAAUAAGCUGGCCUACAAAGAAGGAAAAUGUUUGCAGGAUGGUUUUGCUUCGGGUUUAUGGUGAAGGAGUUGAGAUUUUAUUUAGUAGGGAUGAUGAAAUUCGGACCUUUGAAUAUGUCUCGAAGCAAGGUUUUGGACCUCAGCUUCUCGGGCAAUUUCCUUGGGGACGAGUGGAAGAGUUUAUUGAUGUCAGGACAUUGUCAGCCAGUGACCUCCGAGAUCCAGAAAUCUCUUCUUUGAUAGCAAUGAAAUUGAGAGAGUUUCAUAACAUUGGGAUGCCUUGUCCAACGAAAGCUGGUCUUUGGGAUAGGUUAAGGGACUGGCUAGGCAAGGCCAAAACCUUGUGCUCUGCAGAAGACAUAAAGGAAUUUAGGUUGAAUGAUUUAGAAAAGGAAAUUGAAACAUUAGAGAAGGAACUUUCAAGGGAUUCACAAAUGAUUGGCUUCUGUCACAAUGACUUGCAAUAUGGAAAUAUGAUGUUUGAUGAGAAGACAAGAAGCAUAACCAUAAUUGACUAUGAGUAUGCUAGUUACAAUCCAAUUGCUUAUGACUUUGCAAACCACUUCUGUGAAAUGACAGCUGAUUAUCACACUGAAACCCCACAUGUUUUGGACUACACAAAGUACCCUGGUGUAGAGGAGCGCCGUAGAUUUGUACACUCGUAUCUUAGUUCUGCAGGCCAUGAGCCAAGAGACUCGGAAGUCAAACAGCUAGUUGAUGAUGCGGAAAAAUACAUCCUUCCAAAUCAUUUGUUCUGGGGAUUAUGGGGAAUCAUCUCGGGAUACGUGAACAGUAUUGACUUUGAUUACAAGGAAUAUGCUAGACAAAGGUUUUGUCAAUAUUGGCUGAAGAAACCCGAAUUCAUCAUCUGAAAAGAAGACUAAUGGAACCUGCAACAUUAUUGUGUAUGAUUGGCCUGCUUUGUUUAGAUAUACCAGAGAUUAUUGUUGUUUUGUUACAGGAUAUAACCUGUGUUAGGAUAGCAUUCAUUUCUAGCAAUGAAUUGCUUCUGUUGUGUUCUGUAGUAAAAGCCCAGAGAGGAUAUCAUUCUUUCUUUAGCAGAGAUUAGUGUUUUCGCCACCUGUUGUUUUGCUAUUACUGUUGUGUUUGAUUUAAAGUAGUGAAAAGAAAGCUUAUUUUGAU